Messenger RNA from Gongylonema pulchrum, 336 nucleotides. The record is from the annotation of a GenBank genome assembly. Lineage: Eukaryota; Metazoa; Nematoda; Chromadorea; Rhabditida; Gongylonematidae.
AUGUUCUUAACGCGGCGUACAUUGGCAGUGCUGGCCGGCGGUAUCGCUUUUGCGGCAGCUUAUCUUUGGUACAAGAAACGACAACGAAUUUUAAUGCUAUCACGAAGCAGAAGUAGAAACAGAAAAACGGACGAAAUUGCUGGGUCCGAGAAGGAUUCUGGCAUGGUAAACGGUAACGUAUUAGCCAGUGAACCAGAAGAACAAACAGUUACUUCAGCGAUGGAUCAACUGCGGCUUGCUGAUACAGCAAAUGCUGAAUGCUUUGAAAAUAACGAAAAGGAAGAAAUUAUAGUAAUUUUUACGAUAUUAACUAGAAAGUUUUGGUAUUUCGUGUAA